Messenger RNA from Rhopalosiphum maidis (corn leaf aphid), 2712 nucleotides. Its product is annotated as zinc finger protein OZF-like. The coding region runs from base 247 to 2037 and encodes 596 amino acids. Lineage: Eukaryota; Metazoa; Arthropoda; Insecta; Hemiptera; Aphididae. The transcript has 5 exons. Gene Ontology annotation, biological process: regulation of transcription by RNA polymerase II. Gene Ontology annotation, molecular function: DNA-binding transcription activator activity, RNA polymerase II-specific; RNA polymerase II cis-regulatory region sequence-specific DNA binding. The record is from RefSeq and is a predicted model, not a curated record. Gene Ontology annotation, cellular component: nucleus.
UACCUCCGCGGUAGUGCGACAGAGACGGACAACCGAACCGACGCCGUGCCUGCAGUGACGUCAUUCCCCCUCGCCCGUCAAAAUGGCCGCACAAUCGAUCGUGCCACCACCGACGAACGCGUUUCUCCGUCUCAAACGUCCGCAAAUAAUGUCCAAAAGCAGUGUCCGCGCCGGCAAAACGGGCGUUUAGAACGCGUUGGACGUCUCCGCACCGGUCACCGGCGUUUCCGAAGGCAUACGAUUAACAUGACUGAAGUGCUGAAAGCUAGUGAAUUAAGGGUCCCGAUGCCACCAGAAAAUAUGAGCAUAAAUAGAGAUCGAAGCGGAGAACAUCAUCAAAAUAUGGAUGGUCCACCACAGCCUGCACAUGCUCAUUUCACACCUCCAACUUCAGUGUCUGAUUUAGAAUUACUGCAGCAUAGAGUCAAUUGGGGUACAUUCAGCGACCCUACAAAAGUAUGCUCCAGUCUUAUGCUUCAACUUGGAGGAGCUGCAGCAGCUGUUGGUUCAGGUCAAGGAGGUUCGUCUGGUAAUAAUCAGACAAAUGGUAAUAAUGAACGCCGUACACACAUCACAGGCUCUAGUCUCAUGUUACAAUUGGGAGGAGCAGCGGUAGCGACUGCACCGAGUAGCGCAUCAGGCGGUACCCAAAUAUCGGGUUCAAGUGGUGAACGCAGAACCCAUAUCACGGAUUCACCUUUUCAUUGUGACAUAUGUGGAAAAUAUUUCUCCAGAAAAGAUCAUUUCAAAAAUCAUGUAAUGUGGCACACAGGUGAAACACCACAUAGAUGUGACUAUUGCGCCAAAACAUUUACACGCAAAGAACAUUUGGUUAAUCAUGUGAGACAACAUACUGGUGAAACUCCUCACCACUGCAAUUACUGCCCAAAAUCGUUCACGCGUAAAGAUCACAUGGUUUACCACGAGCGUCAACACACAGGAGAAACGCCGUUCCCGUGCCAGUACUGUCCGAAGGCGUUCACACGCAAGGACCAUUUGGUGAACCACGUCAGACGUCAUACAGGCGAGUCACCACACAAAUGCACUUAUUGUUUAAAAGUGUUUACGAGAAAGGAGCAUCUGACCAAUCACAUCCGCCAACAUACGGGUGAAACACCUCACCACUGCAAUUACUGCUCGAAAUCGUUCACGCGUAAAGACCACAUGGUUUACCACGAGCGUCAACACACAGGAGAAACGCCGUUCCCGUGCCAAUACUGUCCGAAGGCGUUCACGCGUAAAGAUCAUCUGGUUAACCACAUCAGGCGGCACACCGGCGAAUCGCCACACAAGUGCACAUUCUGCAUGAAGUCGUUCACCAGAAAAGAGAACCUGACCAACCACAUCCGUCAGCACACUGGUGAGUCACCACACCGAUGUCAUUUUUGUCCUAAAACGUUUACGCGCAAAGAACAUCUUACUUGUCAUAUUCGUAUUCACACAGGCGAAUCGCCACACGCUUGCGAAUUCUGUAAUCGAACCUUUGCACGCAAAGAACAUCUGAAACGUCACGUGCGCCAGCACGCGCCGGGGGCAGAGUACAAUUGUAUCAUCUGCUCCGAGGUGUUCUCUGCCAAGGAACCGUUGCUCGAACACAUGUUGACCCAUCCCCGCGAUUGUCCGUACGUGUGCACCGACUGCGGCAAGGCGUUCCGCCUCAAGGGCAACCUCCUGUUCCAUCAGAGGUCCCAUCAGAAGGGCAUGCCGGCCGAUCGUCCGUUUCGGUGUGAUCUGUGCCCCAAGGAUUUCAUGUGCAAAGGACACUUAGUGUCGCACCGGCGCAGUCACACCAAUACUAAACAACAAUUUCAGUCUGGACAAUUUACAAAAGACCAUGGCACCAAUGCCUCGUUCAUGUUGAAACACUUGAUGAAGCAAGAGAACGUGUCGGAAAUGAUCGGCCUGCAUCAGCCCCAUCCAAUGCCCCAGCACUCUGUCAGUGUGGGCACACAAGUUGGACUGCCUGUUCUUCCUCCGCCUCCAAACCUCCAUCUUCCCCCGCCAACCGCCGCUAGCCUGUUAGCCGCAGUCACGUAAACUUCUUGCAGUUCGGACAUGACGACUUUUUAUUUCCAAUUUCGUUCUGUUUAUUUUCGCUGAAAUUUUUUAUUUAUUAUUUUUCACAUUGAAAUCGUCAUUCAUUUUUAUUUAUUUUGUUUUUUUUAUUUCAUAGAUUAAUAAUGUUUGGAUAUUUUUUGUCAGAAAAAUAUGAUUUUCGUUGGUUUUGUUUUAUUUAAACAUUUUAUUUAUUACUACAUUUACAAUUUCGUUUGUUUGAUUUUAUUAAAAAUAUGAACACCUCUGAGCAACGAACCCAUCUCGUUUGUGAUCAUAAUAUACUCAUAUGUAUAAUAUAUUCACGGUUAUAAUGGCUUAACUUGUAUUGCGCGCAAAACUUGAUAACACUAUCAGCAUAUUGGUGAUAUGUGUGAGAACCGAUGAUGAUCUCAUUAAAUUUUCAAACUUGUGUUUUGAAAUAAUUGGAAUUAAUAUUAUUUUGGUGUAUUAUUACCAUGUUUUUUUACUUGGACAGUGAUACUAUUGUACUUUGGCUUCUUGGACUGUGCCUUUGAAGCAUUAAUGGCACUAUAUAUAAUAAAUUUAAAAAAAAUACAAAAUAAUAAUUAUUCUAGUUUUUAUUGGUAGUACGAAUAAAUUAAUAACACCUAUUAGGCUCGAAAUUAAAAAUAAGUUUUUAUAAUGAACUGUAUC